GCCACAUUGUCUAAUAUCGAGAUUGUUAAUUCUCACGUGGAUUUGCAAUUAUCAAGAUACAUAUCAAUACCGAAACAGCAAUAUAAAUACAUAGCAAAAUCCUCUAACGAAGAAAUUCGUUCACUUCAUUCCCAAGUUCCGAAUUUAUGGUCAAAUUCAUAUCCUCCUAACUUUAUUCCUAAAUAUUCUCUCCAGUUAAAAAAAUCAAUGCGGAUAAAACUCGCUUUUGAAGAAAGCCUCGGCAGAACACGCUGCUGGUAUCCGAUUAGUGAAUAUCAAAAAAGAAAUAGUAUAAGGGACUUGAUCAAAACUAUUUCAAAGGAAUUUAAAUUGUCCUAUAAGGAUGGAAUCGAAUUAGAAUUGGAUGGGUUUACACUUUUGCCUAGAGCUGAUGUUGAGCUAACGAUACGGGAUGGUGACAUGAUCAGUCUGAGUGAAGAUGAUUCUUCCUCGGAGUCUAAUGAUUCGUCAUCGGAGAAAAUUACAAAGAAAUCGAAGACAUAUCAUGAAAAUGGAUUGGUCGAUGCCGUUGAACCAAAAAAGCAAAAAAUUCGUAAUCGGAUCGAUUCUUCGCCGGACGAGGAAGAAGAUAGUAGCUCUAGUUCUAGUGAAUCUUCCAAUGAAGAGAGCGAAAAAGAUUAUUUGGUUGUUGACGAUAGUGACAGUUCCAAAUCUUCCGCUGCUCCUGAUGAGAAUGCGAAAGAAGAUGGCCUCAAUAAUAAUAACGAUAGAAAUGAAGAUCCUGACGCGGGAAAAAAAUUACCAAAGCAAACUUCAAGCCAAAAUGCCAAUGACCAAUUGGAGAAAGAAACUACACCCAUGUCACCCCUAAAUCAUAAUAACGAGCAGCAAAGAAAUGAAUUAAAUAAAAAGGUUAAUAAAAGAACUAAGGCAAGGAAUCGCAGAAAAAGAGCUUUAAAAAAUCGAUACAAAAAAUUCAGUAAAGUUGCGUUUUCUUAUAGAGAAAAUAAUAAACAUUCAAAUAUUGAUGAAUUUUUAAUAUCCUCGAUAAAUAAAAAUCAGGAUAACGUUCCGUCCGAAUCACAGCCUAAAUCCAAGGCUACAGAUGAAACGGAAGCAGAGGCAGCACAAAAUAUAAUAACUCCAACUAUAUCGAGUGAUAGCGUCUCACACGCCACACGAAAAACCCCCGAGCCAAUAAAAAUGAAACCUCCGAUGUCCCUUUCAUCAACUUCUAAUAAAAGGAAAGGAUACUAUCAAGGAAUGCGUAAUAUAAAACCUACACAUGUUAGAUUUGAAGAUGAUGAUAAGGGAGUCGAUGCAUUAAAGGAAUGUUCUAACUCAAAUGUGUAUCCUCAAGUGGUUGUUAAUAAUUUAACUGUCGAAACAGCGGAACAAGCUCAUGAUGCGGAAGUUUCUAUAACUAAUGUUGGCGAUACUAAUGAACCGAUGCUUGAAGAUCAACUUCCUUCGCCUCGUGCUAUCAUUACAAGGGAUGGUGAACCGAUGCAGAUUGACGUAAAUUCUUCUACAACCUCAGACAAAAAAGUAAUAACAAAUGAUAUCAAUUGUGGACCGAAUUAUGAUCAAAUGGAAGAUUAUAAGGGUCGACCUAAUGUUAAUGACGUCAUUGCUUAUAGGGUUGUUGAAUUGUCAUCAACUACUUGGACACCUGGGUUUUCAGAAUUUAGAGAGGCAAAGAUUAUAGAUUUCGAUCCUAUUUCACAUCAAGUAAUUCUUAAACAUCAAAACUUAAAUCAACAUCGUAAAGAAGAAACAAGCUCUGAUCAAACGAAUUCAUCUCGUAAUAAAUUCCAAAUUAUAGAUGUAGAUGGUGAAUUCACGUUCGAAGGGCAUGAAUCAAUACCAGAAAUACUUAACAUUAAUUGGAAUGACUUGU
Messenger RNA from Racocetra persica, 1861 nucleotides. NCBI's taxonomy places the organism in Eukaryota, Fungi, Glomeromycota, Glomeromycetes, Diversisporales, Gigasporaceae. The record is from the annotation of a GenBank genome assembly.